GACCUUGCGGCUGCCGCGGCCGCCAUGGGCACGGUGCCGUCGGCGCUGAAGCACUGCCUCAGCUACCAGCACCUCCUCAAGGAGCAGCCGUGGAUCGGCGAGCCGGCCGCGGCGCCGCAGCCCGCGCAGGAAUCUAAAACAGCUGGACUGCCUGAAUAUGUGAAGAUAGUAGAAGUCGGGCCGAGGGAUGGCUUGCAAAAUGAAAAAGUCAUAGUCCCAACUGAUGUCAAAAUUGAGUUAAUCAAUCGGCUUUCUAAAACAGGCUUGCCUGCAAUUGAAGUGACCAGUUUUGUUUCAUCCAAGUGGGUUCCUCAGAUGGCAGAUCAUAAAGAAGUAAUGAGAGGCAUUGAGCGUUAUCCUGGAGUCCAAUAUCCUGUUCUCACACCUAAUCUUCAAGGCUUUCAUUCUGCUAUUGCAGCAGGAGCUACAGAAGUUUCAGUAUUUGGUGCAGCAUCUGAAUCUUUUAGCAAAAUGAAUAUUAAUUGUUCAAUUGAAGAAAGCAUAAACAAAUUUCAAGAAGUUGUUAAAGCAGCAAGAAAUAUGAAUAUUCCAGUGCGUGGGUAUGUGUCAUGUGUGCUGGGAUGCCCAUAUGAAGGAAAUAUCACACCAAUUAAAGUGGCAGAAGUGUCCAAACGUCUGUACAGUAUGGGCUGUUAUGAAAUAUCUCUGGGAGACACAAUUGGCGUGGGGACUCCUGGAAGUAUGAAAAGGAUGUUGGAAGCUGUAAUGAAAGAAAUUCCUCUGAAUGCUCUUGCAGUUCACUGUCAUGACACUUACGGCCAGGCAUUAGCCAAUAUCCUCACAGCCAUACAGAUGGGAGUUGCUGUUGUGGAUUCAUCUGUUGCAGGACUGGGUGGUUGUCCCUAUGCAAAAGGUGCAACUGGAAAUGUGGCCACAGAGGAUGUGAUAUACAUGCUUAAUGGUUUGGGGAUCAAUACUGGAGUAAAUCUUUACGCAGUGAUGGAAGCUGGGAAUUUCAUCUGUACAGCUUUGAACAAGAAAACAAACUCAAAGGUUGCACAAGCUUCCUUCAAAUAUUGAAAGUGUCAAUUAAAUGAAAUAUUUUUACAAAUUAAUUUAAUUUGUCACCUACUUUUACCAAGGACAUUUAUAUUAAGAAAACAAAUUCAAGAAAACAUCUCAGUAGAAAACCAAAACAGCCCAGAUGUAACAUCUUAUUAUGGGAAAGUUUGCUGUACUCUAGUGUCUUGUCAAGCAUUGUCUGAUUUGCAAGUAAGAAAUAAAUGACUGCACUACAGAACCAUAUGCUUGGUACUUCUACAAAUGAGAAAAUGUAUACUGUCAGGACAUUUUGCCGUAUAUUUAAAUUAAAUGUAAGGGGUUUUUUUUUGAAAAAAUGGUUAGAAACAGAGAAUAAAUAGUUAUCUUUUGUCAAGAUGACUUUAGAACAGUACAAAUAUUUGCAGUAGUUUAUGAGAUCCCACAUUCUGUGUGGCCUUUCUAUUAUGUGUUUUAUUUAUUUGGACCUAUGCUUUUCAUUUGUCAAAUCAGUCAUGUUGUGAACAUGGAGCCAAAUCUGAAUUCAGCGUAAGAAAAUUUUAGCAAUAGCACUUUUAUACUUUUAUUUUGUUUAACAUAUGUUAAAUAUAUGGAUGACUUUAUCUUGUACUAGGACUUCAUGGUGAACGGCAGCCUGCCAGAUCUGCCAAAUCUAAUGCCAAUAUCSUUAUUUGUUACAUGUGUUAAAUUUGUUGUAGUUGCCUUUUCCAUCAACUGUGUUAAAAUCUGAUUGUAUGAAGCAACUAAAAAAUGGCAAGGUUUCAGUCAUCAUUCAGCAUAGCAGUAAUGUAGAAUAGACUAGAUUUUUGUCCAAAAUCUUAUCAAACAUUUUGACUUUUCAUUUUAUAAUCUCGCUUAUUAUAAAUUGUGAAUUUUUGAACACGAUAAUACUCUGCAGGCCUGUUUACACAGUGAGAACUACCAACAGUUUUUCUCUGUGGUCUUCUUAUGAUGGAGCUGCUGUACUUUUAAAUGUCUUAGUUUGGGUUGAUGGUAGUGGAAAGCUUGUCAUUUAAAUAUCAAUAAUGGAAAAAGACAAAAAAAAAAGUCAUCAUCUCUAUAAACUGUUCAAAUACUGCAUGAAAAAACUUUUAUUUUUCAACCUGAAAAGUCAGUACUGUUGUUGAUUGAUUGUGUUUUAUCCUUCAGUAAUUCCCUGUGUGCUUAACCCUAAUCUGUAGUUCUUCUGAAAAUAAUCUGUUAACAUAGAAGUCCAAAACCAAGGACUAUUAUCUCUUUCCACAUAUUCCGUUUUCCUGUGAAAUAAAGUUUGGAAAAGGUAAGAUGAAAGAAAAUGAAAGAGAACAUGUAAAGAAGGAAAAGGUUGAAUGAUAAUUGUCUGGAACUCAGUUCUGCCAAGCUAUAGCUGAGUCUUAGCUUGCCUUUGAAAUUCCCCAGUGAACCUUUCCUGAAAUCUUUUAGCCAAUGUUGUAGUUUAGAAUCAGCACAGUUUAAGAAAUUCAAACUUGGCAUGCUGCGCAAUUUAAAGCUAGAAGUUUUAAUAUAUUCCCUAUUUAUGCUGAAAAACAAGUGAAAUAGUGAAAAACAAUCUAACCUACAUUGCUUCACUCUUCUCAUGGUAAGAGCUAAAGACUAAGCAAAGAGUUCCUUCUUAGAACGAAAAGGAAAUAUCUUGUCUAUCAACCCAAAAUGUUAAAUCUCACCCCUUCUUGAAACAUCUAAUAAAAAGACUUAUAAGGUCUCUGAAAAAAACAUGAAGACCCUGAGUUGCUUCAUCUGCUCUGGAUGCAUAGCUGGAUCAUCACAGAAAAUGCUCCACCCUUGCUUUCCCAAGAUUUAAUAGGUCUUUUUGAUUUAGCAGUCACUAUGGUCCUUCUAUAAAAUGUGAAGUUCAGUGUAGCUGGGUCUUGAGCUAUCCAUAGAUUUGAAAAUUUUGUGAUAGAUUAAAUUCAAUAAAGUGAAGAAUCCACAGCAUUACUUAGCCCAGUGGUUAGUAGACAGGCCUAAAUGAGAUGCCAGAAUUGGUAUCUAAAAACUCUCUAAUUCAGAUGCCGUUUUCCCCUGAAGGUGUCUGACCUCACAAUAACACUCCUCUUUGUAAUUUCUUCAUCAGUUUGCUUCUGUGCACCCAAAAUUAGUUCAUACUGAACUGAAGUAUCCAUUGCACUGGUGAGGCCUGAGGAGUGUUUUUCCAGCCAAGAACUUAUGAGUUUGUUUAUCCCACAUGAGCAGGAUUGAGCUUAAUAAAUAUUGGUUUUCUUAGAAAAAUAAGUAGUGCAACCUACCUUGUAAAUAUUAGCCUGAUUAUUCAACUAAACAAUUGAAGAUCUGAGAUCAGCUUGAGGGAGUUUAAACAUACAUUUUUUGGUACUAUAAUGGAUCCAACCACUAUGUAAUAUACAGAAUUGGAAAAAAAAAAAGCACUUAAGCACUUUCUAAUAAAUCUGGAUAAAUUUGUGCCACUAUGUAGGGCUGAAAUAAACUGAUAUUGUCUGCUUUUUUUAGUAAAUAUUAUAACUGCAGCAUUUUCUGUAAAAGUGACUUUUGCACUACCACCCAACUUCUGCUUUGGAAUAGAGAAUCCGUUUGAGACUCCUUUGAGAGAGGAGUUCUAGAUGACUGUAUAUGAACUUACUGUCUUUGGCUCUAGGGGACCCUUAAUCUCUGGAGAAGUUUUCAGAUGUAUCUCUGUGAAUACUACUAUAUCAUAGCCUUCUCUGUGUCUGGACUGUCCAGUUUACAUUUCUAAAAGACUUGAUUCUCCAUAUGCUCUGAAACUGGAUGCCUACUUCAUCAUUGAGAUGAACAGCUUGAAAUGCCUCAGUUAUUGAGUCUAUUCUAGAAACUACUUGGGAGUUUGUGAAGAUUUAGGUUCAAUUCUGUUAUUAGAUAAUGAUGUGAGCAGUGGAAAAGAUGAGCAGUCACAUCUGGAUCCUGUACUUUACAAUCACAUUCAGCUUAAACCUCAUAGUGAGUUACUGUAAUUCAGGGUGGAGGUCACAGACAGUUUGUCAAGAUCAUUACAAAGGAGGAAGAAACAUAGAGCCAAAUUCAAAAAUACAUUUAUGUGCCAAAAGUGCCACCUGGGAUGAAUUUAGUCUGUGGGUCCAGGUGAGCAAUCUCCACAAAAACCUUCUCUACUUGUAAUGUAGCUAAAAAUCACUAGACAUCUCAUGUUGUCACUACUAAAGAUUGUUAGGCACAUAAAGUUCUACCUCUGCCUUCUCGGAGCAAUGUUGUUCACCUUUUUAAGCAUCAUAACGCCUCAUCUUUGGCUUUACAAAGUAGACAUAUAUUAUCCUUUAGAUCUAAAUCCAGCAGUUGUGCCAUGAGUGUGCACUAUGCACAUAGGCAGCAAGGAGUUAAGCACACAGCAAAGCAGCUGAGACUACGUCUAUUCAAAAGUAUGGUCAGAGCCAUGACUGAUGUGAUGGUGCCACUGCUCUCCAGUGCUUCUGACCUUUUAAAUCUCUGUGUUUACCUUCAGU
Molecule: messenger RNA, 4469 nt
Organism: Nothoprocta perdicaria
Lineage: Eukaryota; Metazoa; Chordata; Aves; Tinamiformes; Tinamidae
Gene: HMGCLL1
Product: 3-hydroxymethyl-3-methylglutaryl-CoA lyase like 1
Exons: 9
Coding region: 25-1041 (338 amino acids)
Biological process (GO): ketone body biosynthetic process; L-leucine catabolic process
Cellular component (GO): endoplasmic reticulum; cytosol
Molecular function (GO): hydroxymethylglutaryl-CoA lyase activity
Source: RefSeq, a predicted model, not a curated record